ACUGGAGCUCAAUUCUACCCACGGGAGAGGCGUUCAAGAAGUCACUUUAGAGACGUAUCUUUUUCGACAAACGCAAUAAUUGUCACUUUAACAUGAUCCAAAUCGUGUCUUAUAAUAUGGCUUUCUUUUCUAUAUGUUUACUUUGUUGAGUGAAUACAAGUUAUGUGUGUAUGAAAAAGUCGAACAUCUGAUAAUAUCCGAACGCUCUGGAACGCCACAGAACUGUCCAGUGGUGGGUUUGAUUAAGUGACAGGCCCAGACCGCCUGGGCGGUGCUAGCAAGAAGGCGAAAAUCUCGGUGGUGUUAGCACGGUAAAUGUGCUGUACAAGAAUCCACACGAGUCCGUGUUUGACUACGGGAUUUUAACGUUGUCGUUUACCUUAGCAUUCAGCCCGCAUUUAAUACGGAGAGGUGGGCAACACAACCGCCAGAGAUGGCUAAUUUAACAGCGAACCCCGCCGACAAGGAGCGGUUCAUCUGUGUUUAUCCCGUCUACAUCAACAGCAAGAAGACUCUCGCCGAAGGACGAAGAAUCCCUGCUGAGAAGGCGGUGGAGAACCCUUCCUGCGGUGAGAUCCGUGACGUCCUAACAGCCGCCGGCAUGAACGUCUACGUGGAGAACAAAAUGCAUCCCAGAGAGUGGAACCGGGAUGUGCAGUUCAGAGGUCGGGUCCGAGUUCAGUUGAAGCAGGAGGAUGGCAGCCUGUGUGUCAAUAAGUUCACCUCUCGUAAAGACAUCAUGUUCUACGUAGCCGAAAUGAUCCCCAAACUAAAGACUCGCACUCAGAAGAGCGGCGCGGGUGAAAGCAGCUCUCAGCAGAGCGACGGAGGCAAGAAGACCAAGAAGAAGAAGAAAUAAGUCCAUGGCGUGACAGUGAACUCCUGAGGUUUUUUUGGAAACUCUUGUAGACCGCAACAGCAGCCCUUCAUCACAUCCUGCCUGAGAAAGGUUGUUUAUUUUUUAAUCCAGAAGAUGUCUUCAGCUUUCAAAUGAGAGGAAAAGAUGAGCUGAAAAAAAUCAACUUAUUUGACUUAAAUAAAAACAUAGUAUCAUA
This is a messenger RNA of Dunckerocampus dactyliophorus (ringed pipefish), 1055 nucleotides long. RefSeq names its product signal recognition particle 19 (gene srp19). Gene Ontology annotation, molecular function: 7S RNA binding. The record is from RefSeq and is a predicted model, not a curated record. The coding region runs from base 434 to 859 and encodes 141 amino acids. Gene Ontology annotation, biological process: SRP-dependent cotranslational protein targeting to membrane; SRP-dependent cotranslational protein targeting to membrane, signal sequence recognition. Gene Ontology annotation, cellular component: signal recognition particle, endoplasmic reticulum targeting. Lineage: Eukaryota; Metazoa; Chordata; Actinopteri; Syngnathiformes; Syngnathidae. The transcript is spliced from 5 exons.